AUGCUCGGCGGGGCGCUGGCGCUGGCGCUGCUCUGUGCCCUGCCCCUGUGCCCGGCGGGGCUGGAGCCCCCCGAGACGGGCUCCGGGCUGGACACAGAUGAAGUGAACUUGCUGGACAAAAUCACUCUCUAUGCCCAGGACCUCAGCAAUAUUUCCUUUGCCUAUGAUGAAGCCAACUGCAGGAUCCUGGAGGUGGGGCAGUACGCCACCCUCAACAUCCCCACCAGGGAGGCCUUUGGGGACAGGUUUGCAGAUGAGCUGAGCGUGCUGAUGAAGCUCAGGUACUCCCUGAAGGAGGACACCAGCCUGGUGACCAUCCUCAGCCACAGGAGCCACGUGCUCUUCCAGAUCAGGAUCAACCCCUACGGCCUGGUCUUUGUCACCACGAGGAGGAGACACUACGAGUUCCCAGUUUCCUUCCUUGGUGAUGGGCACUGGCACCAGGUUGCCCUCAGCAUCUCCCUGGAGAGGCUGGAGUUGCACGUGGACUGUCGGCUGGUGGACAGAGUGAGCUGGGCCAACUAUUUCGGGAUGGGAGUGAACACUGAGGGGCUCAUCAUCAUUGGAGGCCUCAUCGAGUCCUUUGAGAUCCCCUUUAAGGGAGCUCUCCAGCAGCUGACCUUCGUGAUGGGAGACCCCUCAGCCGCCGCCGAGCACUGUCACAGCUACAACUCCACCUGCACGGGCUCCUUCAGCCUCAGCCACCUCACCUCCUCCUGGGAGCCCUCCACAGCCUGGCCAGAGGUGCCAAAGGAAACCAAUGAAAUCCAGGAUUCCUCUGCUCAGGAUUCCAGACUCACCAGUUCAGAUUUGACCCUGGGGACACCUUGGAUGUGGGAGGACCCCCAGGAGACCCUCAGCCUUCAGCCUGAUGGGAGCGCCCUGGCUUCACUCUCUGCUCACGAGAUGCCAUCAGCUGAGGAGGAGGAGGAGGAGGAGGAGGGCAGCCUUUCUAUUGAGGAUGAAGGCUUUGAGCUGCUCAACUCCACCUAUAAUAAAAUCACAGGCCCUGGCAGGCCAGGGCUGGGCAGGAGCAGCACGUGGGUCCAUGGUCAAGGAGCCUCCAUGAAGACACACAGAGCAGCCAAGAAGGACCAUCAGGAGGAAAACAUCACCGUGGAGAAGCUGGCGGGGAACGCGGGCACUCGGCAGCAGCUCCCGCCCGGCAAACCCGGCCAUGCCAUCCCCAGCCUGCUGCCCCACACCUUCCCCAAGGUCCUGGCAGCACGUCAGGCGGCUGCUCCCAAAGGACACGUGCCCAGAGGUCCUGUGAGGACAGCAGAGCUUCCUCUGGUGGCAGCCAGACCCGCUGUGCCGGGGCUCGGGGACGGCGCUGCCCGCGCAGGACACUCCGUCCCCGUGGUGGCACGUGGGCAGCAGGGUCAUGUGAGACCAGGACCCCCAGGGCUGCCAGGACCCCCAGGGCUGCCGGGCUGUCCUGGCAGACGGGGACUGGUGGGGCCCAAAGGAGACAAAGGAUACCCUGGAGCCGUGGGCAGGACGGGCCCCCCAGGUGACCCAGGCCCUGUGGGCAUCCCUGGUGUGCCCACCAUCGUCCUCUGGAGGAACUCCAGGGAGGACUGGCAGACCUUCACGGGCCCCUGUGGAGCCCCAGGAGAGCCGGGGGAGAAAGGCCAGCGGGGGUACACGGGUGAACCCGGGCUCCAGGGCUUGCCAGGACGGGUGGGUUACCCUGGCUCAGAUGGCACCCCUGGCCUGGAUGGCAAACCUGGGCCGUGGGGGCUGCCAGGGGAGCAGGGGCUGCAGGGCUUCCAGGGUGACCGUGGGGUGGCUGGAGAGAAGGGAGAGGAGGGUUUCUUGGGUGACCCUGGGCCUGCUGGGGAGAAAGGAGAGAAGGGAGUGAAGGGGGUGAAGGGAGAAAAUGGCCUGCCAGGUCCUGCUGGGCUCCAGGGGCUGUCGGGUCUGAAGGGUGUGAUGGGCUUCCAGGGCCCUGCAGGGCCAGAGGGAGAAGGUGGCUCAGUGGGUCCCCCAGGCCCUGUUGGCCCUGUGGGGGAGCAGGGCCAGCCGGGAUCCGUGGGCUGCAGAGGCAUCAAUGGCUCUCAGGGGGACAUGGGCCCUCCUGGCCCGCCCGGCCCGCGGGGCCCCAAGGGACCGCAGGGACUGCAGGGCAGACGUGGCCCCCCCGGCCCCAGGGGCUCCCAGGGUCCAGCUGGGAUGGAGGGAUCCAGUGGUCCCAAAGGAGACACUGGAGCAGAUGGUGCCCCUGGGGGGAGGGGACAGCCAGGCUUGGAGGGCCCUGGGGGGUUUAUUGGCCUGCCGGGUCCAAGAGGCGCCCAAGGAGAGCGGGGCUGCCGAGGUCCAAGUGGAGCCAAGGGAGACCUGGGGGCCAAAGGAGACAAGGGUCCACGUGGAGCACAAGGAGCAAAAGGCCCCCCGGGGACCCGGGGCCAGGGGGGCUUGCAGGGCUUCCCCGGCCCCCGAGGGGCGGCGGGGCCGCGGGGCCCAGACGGGCAGGAAGGCCAGAUAGGCCCAGCAGGGCUGAACAGCAGCGAGGGACCCAAGGGAAGCCAAGGACCUGAUGGCCCCAAGGGAAGCCCAGGACCGCGGGGAGCCCGGGGCCGUGUGGGUCAGCGUGGGCUGGUCGGAGUCCCUGGACUGCCUGGCUCGCGGGGUGUCCCGGGAGCAGAAGGAGCAGAAGGAAAGCCUGGUACACAGGGUCACCCUGGAAUCGUGGGCAGCCUGGGCAGGAGGGGGUCACUGGGAUUUGCUGGUUUGCCAGGAGGCCGUGGGCACCUUGGACCUCCUGGAUCGAUAGGCUCUCCAGGAAAGCCUGGACCUGAUGGAGACCCGGGUUCCCUGGGCCCAAAGGGGCUGCCUGGGAAGCCUGGCUUGGAGGGGCCACAAGGACCUGUGGGCACCUACGGCUAUCCAGGACCUGCUGGUGACCGUGGAAGACCAGGGCGCAGGGGAGACAAGGGAGAAAGGGGAGCCCAAGGUGCCCCAGGAUUUCCAGGAAAAGCUGGUGCCAAGGCCCUGCCAGGUCCCCCUGGUCCACGUGGUGCUCCUGGCUCCCAGGGCAGAACUGGUGACCCAGGUCCUCGAGGGCUCCCAGGGCUGCCUGGUGUUCCUGGUGUGCGGGGGCUGGAUGGCAUUCCCGGGAAGCCUGGCUUGGCUGGAGAACCCGGGGCUCCUGGAGCAGCUGGUGCUGCUGGCCCGCCUGGGUACCCGGGCCGGGAAGGUCCAAAUGGACAUGAAGGGCCUUCAGGGAUGAGAGGAGAGAAGGGCGAUGUGGGAGACCCUGGGGAAGCUGGUGUCCGUGGGCUGGAUGGUGAGCAGGGACCACCGGGACCACCAGGAAUGGAGGGUCAGCCUGGGCCCAAGGGCGAGCAGGGAGAGACAGGAAUCCGAGGAGCUCCAGGUGUCAGAGGGAGCCCUGGGGAGCCAGGGGAUGAUGGACCAGAGGGGCCUCCAGGGCGGCCUGGGAAGCAGGGGAAGGAGGGUGACACCGGUGACGUUGGAGACCCAGGAGAGCCAGGACCACGGGGACGGAAGGGUGAUGCUGGUCCCAGGGGCCUCCCUGGAGUGGCUGGUCCAGGAGCUGCCACGGGGGAAAUCGGAGGAAAAGGCCAGAAAGGAGAGAAGGGCCGAGAAGGUUUGAUGGGCCAGGUUGGGGUCACUGGAGCUGCAGGACCUGCUGGAGCCAGAGGAUGGUUUGGUGGGACAGGACUCCGAGGUCCUCCUGGGCUCGACGGUCCCGAGGGAGAGAAGGGAGAUCCAGGACCACGAGGCACGGAUGGACCUGCUGGUGCUGCAGGAUUAGAGGGACUCGCUGGAGAUGAUGGAGUGAAGGGAGAUGGUGGCAAACCCGGUCCAGUGGGCUCAGCAGGGGCUCAGGGGCUGGCAGGUGCCCCCGGGCUCCGGGGAUACACCGGACACGAAGGAGCCAGAGGAGUGACGGGCACCAAGGGAAAGCCAGGCCGGCAGGGUUCUCUUGGGCCCCCGGGCGAAGCUGGAGCCACGGGGCUGAGCGGCACUGAGGGCCUGGUGGGUGCAAAAGGGGAGCCAGGCAAGCCAGGGAAACCAGGACAAAUGGGCUCUCCGGGACAAGCUGGUCCUAAAGGAUGGAAAGGCCGCAAAGGAGAAAAGGGCAACAUGGGGCAGGAAGGGCAGGAAGGGGUCCCUGGAGAAGCUGGCAGGCGGGGCAAGCGAGGCAAGAUGGGCCACCAGCCCCCACGGGGUCCCCGGGGGCACAAGGGCUCCCCAGGUGCCAAAGGGCUUCCAGGACCCCAGGGCCCCCAGGGCCCCUAUGGCAUCCCAGGGCUGAAGGGCAUGAAAGGAGACCCUGGACCCAAAGGCCACAAGGGCGAGAAGGGCAGCAUGGGUGACCUGGGCCAGCAAGGGGAUGAUGGCUUCAAGGGCAAGCCAGGACCCCAUGGCAUCCCUGGGAGGCCGGGACCCAAGGGAAAACAGGGUGACACUGGCCCCCCUGGCCCACCGGGACACCCUGGAAUUCCCGGGACACCAGGCUUAUCUGGACCCAAAGGGCUGAGGGGCUUCCCGGGCCUGCCAGGCCCCAGGGGCACACCGGGAAUGCCGGGUCUGGCCGGCCCCCCUGGUCCCAGCGGGCCCUCACUGGUGCUGUCCCAGGAGGAGCUGCAGCACCUCAUUUAUUCCUCCAACCACCUGAACUACACUGCAGUGUGGGCUCUGCUGGACACCCUGAACCAGGAGCUCCAAGCCCUCGUUGAGCAUCCCAAUGGCACCAAAACCAACCCAGCAACCACCUGCAAGGAGCUGCUGCUGGCACACCCCAGCCUGCCCGAUGGGCAGUACUACAUUGACCCCAACCAGGGCAGCCCCCAGGACGCACUGGUGGCCUUCUGCAACUUCACAGCGGGGGGGGAGACCUGCAUAGCCCCCAUCCACAACCAGGUCCCCAUCAAGGCUUGGCUGAGCACCUACACCUCCGAGGACACCUUUGAGUGGUUCAGCACCCUGCCCGGGGGCUUCCUGCUGGAAUACAGGGGGGCCAGCCCGGUGCAGCUCCGUUUCCUGCGGCUGCACAGCAGCCUGGCCACCCAGAAGGUGUCCUACUCCUGCAGACCGGCCCCCGAGCGGGGCCACCCCCAGCCCGCCAAGGAAAUCCGCUUCCUGGCCGACUCCCGGGAGCAGAGCUAUGCGGCCAGCCUGCAGGGCUGCCUGCUGGACAACGAGUCCUCCAUCACCGACACCAUCUUCCAGUUCAGCACGGAGGAGCUGUCGCUGCUGCCCCUGCGGGACCUGGCGGUGUUUCACAACGGCGACGCCUCGCACCAGUUUGGUUUCACAGUCGGACCAGUUUGCUUCAGCUGAAACUGGUGCCACCCAAACCGAGCCGGCCGGUUCCCUCCCCGCCCAAGAGCCAUCCUGUGGGGGCUGGGGGUGGCACGGGGCUCCCGCCCCCUCCCCGGAGC
Molecule: messenger RNA, 5414 nt
Organism: Lepidothrix coronata (blue-crowned manakin)
Lineage: Eukaryota; Metazoa; Chordata; Aves; Passeriformes; Pipridae
Gene: COL2A1
Product: collagen type II alpha 1 chain
Exons: 67
Coding region: 1-5313 (1770 amino acids)
Molecular function (GO): extracellular matrix structural constituent
Source: RefSeq, a predicted model, not a curated record